Messenger RNA from Callorhinus ursinus (northern fur seal), 3617 nucleotides. RefSeq names its product phospholipid-transporting ATPase IB-like. Gene Ontology annotation, biological process: phospholipid translocation; neuron development. NCBI's taxonomy places the organism in Eukaryota, Metazoa, Chordata, Mammalia, Carnivora, Otariidae. Gene Ontology annotation, cellular component: trans-Golgi network; plasma membrane. The record is from RefSeq and is a predicted model, not a curated record. Gene Ontology annotation, molecular function: ATP binding; magnesium ion binding; ATPase-coupled intramembrane lipid carrier activity.
GUGGAGGAGAAGAUGGGCUGGCAACAAUCUCUGCAAGAAUCAGAUGUGUCCAAAGUCCGCACCAUUUACCUCAAUGAACCCCUUAGGAACAGUUUCUGCAAAAACUCAAUCAGCACAGCCAAGUACAGCAUGUGGUCAUUCCUCCCUCGAUAUUUGUAUCUGCAGUUUAGCAAAGCUGCUAAUGCUUUCUUCCUGUUCAUUACUAUAUUGCAGCAAAUUCCAGAUGUGUCUCCAACGGGAAAAUAUACAACUUUCUUGCCUUUGAUGAUGAUUCUUAUGGUUUCAGGCAUCAAAGAGAUUGUAGAAGAUUAUAAACGACAUAUGGCAGACAAAUUAGUUAACACAAAGACCACGAUAGUGUUAAGAGAGAAUGCAUGGAAAAUGAUUAUGUGGAAAGAGGUAAUUGUGGGCGACAUUGUGAAGGCUUCAAAUGGACAGUUCCUUCCUGCAGACAUGGUUCUGAUUUCUUCUAGUGAACCUCAAGUAACCUGUUAUGUUGCAACCUCUAAUCUGGAUGGGGAGACAAAUCUAAAAAUACGGCAGGCUUUGUUAGAAACAGCUGAAAUGCAAACAGAAAAACAAUUGUCAAGCCUAUCAGGAAAAAUAGAAUGUGAAGGACCUAAUCGUCAUUUCAAUACCUUCAUUGGAACCUUGUAUCUAAAUGGUAAAAGCCCUGUUCCAAUUGGGCCUGAUCAGAUCUUGCUAAGAGGCACACAACUUAAAAAUACUCAGUGGAUCCUUGGCAUAGUUGUUUACACUGGAUUUGAAACCAAAUUCAUGCAGAAUUCUAUCAAAUUGCCUCUCAAGAGAUCAAAUGUUGAGAAGGUGACCAAUGUGCAGAUCCUGGUAUUGUUCCUGCUGCUCCUGGCCAUGUCCUUGGUGAGCUGUUUGGGAGCCAUACUCUGGAAUGACUGGUACGGAAAAGGCAUUUGGUACAUCGGGACAAAGGAUUACAGCUCCCACAGUUUAGGGUUUGACUUAUUGGUGUUCAUCAUCCUGUACCACAAUCUCAUCCCCAUUAGCCUGCUGGUCACUCUGGAAAUUGUGAAAUGUGUGCAGGCCAUGUUUAUAAACUGGGAUGAAGAUAUGCAUUAUAAAGGAAAUAAUGUCUAUGCCAUGGCCAGAACAUCCAAUCUUAAUGAAGAGCUUGGGCAGGUAAAAUACUUAUUUUCUGAUAAAACAGGAACCCUCACUUGCAAUAUUAUGACAUUUAAGAAGUGUACCAUUGCAGGUAUAAUUUAUGGAAAUCAGUCAGACAGAAGUGAUAUCAAUUUGGAAAAGUUAAGUCUGUCACCCUCUGUCAUCACAGAGUCCUGUGAAUUUAAUGACCCAAAAUUACUGCAGAACUUUGAAAAUGACCAUCCCACGAAAGAUUAUAUAAAGGAAUUUCUUACCCUGUUAUGUGUGUGCCACACUGUUGUACCUGAGAGAGACGGAAAGAAUAUAAUCUACCAGGCUUCCUCCCCAGAUGAAGCAGCUUUAGUGAAGGGAGUGAAGAAGCUUGGCUUUGUUUUUACUACAAGAACGCCAACCUCUGUCACUGUAGAAGCUAUGGGAGAAAACUUCACAUUUGAAAUUCUUAAUGUCCUGGAGUUUUCUAGUAAUAGAAAAAGGAUGUCUGUAAUUGUCCGAACUCCUACAGGAAAUCUCCGGCUCUACUGCAAAGGGGCUGAUACAGUGAUUUAUGAGAGACUUUCAGAAGAUUCUCGCUUUAUGAAGGAGACAUUAACCCACCUGGAAUAUUUUGCCAAAGAAGGGCUGAGAACUCUCUGUGUUGCCUAUGCAGAUUUAACUGAGGAAGAAUAUCAGCAGUGGUUGACGCAGUAUAAAAAAGCUAGUACAGUUACCCAAGACAGAAUGCGGAGUUUGGAAGAAUGUUAUGAUAAUAUUGAAAAGAAAUUUCUGCUUCUUGGAGCCACAGCCAUUGAAGAUCGCCUUCAAGCACGUGUUCCAGAAACAAUAACAACUUUACUGAAAGCAAACAUAAGAAUAUGGGUUUUGACAGGAGAUAAACGAGAAACUGCAAUUAACAUAGCAUAUUCCUGUAAACUGCUAUCAGCUCACAUGCCUCAUAUUCAAUUGAAUUCAAACUCAUUUGAGGCAACACAACAAGCAGUUACUCAGAACUGUGAAGCUCUUGGAACCCGGAUAGGUAAAGAAAAUGACCUGGCCCUCAUCAUUGAUGGUGAAACACUGAAGUAUGCCCUCCAUUCUGAAAUUAAGAGGAGCUUCCUCAAUUUGGCCCUCUCAUGUAGAGCAGUAUUAUGCUGUAGGUUAUCUCCCCUCCAGAAGGCAGAAAUAGUGAACUUGGUUAAGAAGCAUGUAGGGGCCAUCACUCUUGCCAUUGGGGAUGGUGCUAAUGAUGUUGGGAUGAUCCAGAUGGCCCACGUGGGUGUGGGAAUCAGUGGGAAUGAGGGCGUGCUGGCCACCAACAACUCAGAUUAUUCCAUUGCACAGUUUAGCUACUUGGAGAAGCUUCUGUUGGUUCAUGGAGCUUGGAAUCAUUUUCGAGUGACGAAAUGCAUAUUGUAUUGUUUCUACAAAAAUGUAGUGUUAUACAUUAUUGAGCUUUGGUUUGCCUUUGUUAAUGGAUUUUCUGGGCAGAUUAUAUUUGAACAUUGGUGCAUAAGCUUGUACAAUGUGAUUUUCACUUCAUUACCCCCUUUUACUCUGGGGAUCUUUGAACAGUGUUGCAGUCAGAAGAGCCUGCUUACACAUCCACAGCUCUACAGGAUUUCUCAGGCAGGGAAUACUUUCAACACAAAGGUGUUUUGGUUUCAAUGUUUAAAUGCUUUGAUCCAUUCCUUCAUUCUCUUCUGGAUGCCCAUGAAAAUGCUGGAGCAUGAUAUGGUCUUACAAGGGGGUCACACUACAGACUAUUUGUUUCUUGGAAAUUUUAUUUAUACGUAUGUAAUUGUUACUGUCUGUCUGAAAGCUGGUUUGGAGACACUAUCUUGGAAUAAAUUUAGUCAUUUGGCCAUUUGGGGAAGCAUACUUAUAUGGCUGGUGUUUUUGGCAAUUUACUCUUUCGUAUGGCCCACCAUUCCUAUUGCUCCUGAAAUGAGAGGACAGGUCAAUAUGGUCCUGGUUUGUCCACACUUCUGGCUGGGUUUUUUCAUAGUCCCCAUUGUGUGCCUGAUUCUAAAUUUAAUAUGGAAAUUGAUUAUAAAUACCUGCAACAGAACAUUACUAGAGGAGAUUCGGGAGCUGGAAAGUAGCAGAGCUCAAGGACUUUAUCCUCCUAAAAUGUUUAAAAGGAGAGUGGAGGCAACAAAACUCAGAAUGUCCGUAGCCAGCACACUGCACAAGAUUGUCUUCCCAAAUGAAUCUUUUGAUCAAAGCAUCCCACAUGGGUACGCAUUUUCUCAAGUCGAACAAGCUGUGAUUACUCAGGAAGAACUAGUCCGUUCUUAUAACACUACUAAAAGCAAAAGCAGUAAGAUAGGUAUGGACUCUUCUGACUCCAGAUAGGAGUGAGGUUUGGACGACAUCCUGUGUUCUCAUGUCCUUCCCCAAGGCUGCAGAACAUGCCAACACCCCCGAACACUCAUUUCUUGUGGCUCUGGGCAGACAGUUUGUUAUUUAUGUAUCAAUUGAGUCAAUCCUUGGAUAUAAAU